GUUGGGACUUAUUUUCAAAGGAUCAAGAUGAAAGUGAAUUUAGGACUGGGACAGUUUCUUGCAAGGGAAUUUUGAGUCCUCAUCUGCAGUACACAUUUAAAGCACUUUAAAAGUCUGGGUGGUGGUGGGUUUUUCGGGGGGAGGGGGUUUCCUUGGUACCCAAAUAAUAUCCACCCUGCAAUGUCCACCCUACCCCUUCUAUAAAGGGAAGCACGUAAAAGCAACGAAGACCCAGGCAGCAGCGGCAGCCGCAUCCUAGUAUCCCCCGCUUCCCUGGAUUUAGUGUAACAGGGAAGCGGGUAGAGAAAAAGACAGAGACGGAGAACGCGGACACGCAGGAGGGAGGCAACGGCGGUGACGGGAGGGAGGAGCUCAGCGUUCGUCUCAGCGGAGGAGGAGGAAUAGCAGCAUUUCCCCUUGGAAUAAGGGACCGUCGCUUAUUAUAAGGGAGAGGUGGCGACCUUAAGGCAUAUGACGCUGCUGAUGCUCCUGCUGUGACGACCCCUCAGCUGGACACCAGCGGGGCCCCAGAUCGCCCAACCUCUGGCUGGCAAGACGUCCAAAGGCCAGUUGCAGAACGUCGCCUCAGAGGCCGCCUGGCCCCCGGGAGAAGCGACAAUGCCGGCCCGAUCUGAUCAGAUGCUCUGCUGGGUGGUCUUCGCUUUUAUUUUUAUCGUGUAUUUUUUGUUUCUAUAUUGUGAAUUUAUUUUGUUGCCGUUCUGAGACCUGCUGGUAUAGGGCGGCGUACAAAUUUAAUAAAGAACAGCAAUAAUUUUAUUUUUUUCCCCACCCCCUCCUCCCUUUCUGCUGGUGGGAAGAGCGGAGCGACAUUUCCAGUCAAGCGGCCUAUAGCGGCGACUUUGCCGCGUCGUCCUGCGGCGCCUUUAAGGGCCGCCGGCAGCUCCCUCGUCAUGCGCAAGAGCCGCCUAACCGGGAAGCGCUUGUGCGGCCGCCCAGAGGAGGAGGAGGAAGAAGAGCCGCAUCCACCACGAACCGGCUUGUUGUGUGGGAAGCGGGUUUGAGGGGGCACAGUGAGAGGAAGAGGCGCGGGAAGGCCCGAAGCGGCGCGCGGGGGGAAGAGGCGGUUGCUCGGCGCCGAGGGGCUCUUCUCCCGCUGCCAUGGCGACGGCCGCCAGCCAGGACUACUACUUGGCGCUGUGCGCGCGGCCCGUGCACUUCGAGAAGGCGAGCCCCGUCAACUGCGUCUUCUUCGACGAGGCCAAUAAGCAGGUGAGGGGGUGGGGUGGGGCUCAGGGCCGUGGGAAGGGGCGGAACCCGCCGGGCAGCCCGUUCCCUUCCUCCCCCCCCCCCGCGCCUGCCCCCGUGGAACCGGCCGGUCACGCGCUCGCUGUCGCCGCCGCCCCUGGGAUAGCAGGCGCCUCAUAAUAAUAAUAAUAAAUACAGGCAAAGGCAGGAGCUUCCCAACUUUCCCAGACCGGCCCCUCCCUUCAAAAACAAAACCCCCAGCUGCAGCUGCAGUCUAUAGCUCCAGAGCUGCUCUUGCCACUCUCUUCCCCCCGCAGUGUGGGCCCUAAUUCGUGCCUUGUUUUCCCCUGAGGCGACUCAAUGUAAUGGGAGGGCGGGGGGGGGUCUCCUCUACCUCUCAACAGUUGCUCCGCAGGUGGGAUUUUUAAUGCAGGGAUGAGAGGGAAAAGGGCGCUAGGCGAAAUUUGAGAAAAACUUGUUUAAAUGUGCAGGAAGCCUGUGGUCUUUAAAAAAAUAAAAUCCGAUGAAUCUCCUCUCUUUGCCUUCCUUGGAAAGAAUGGUGCUUUGUGGACCAUCUUAGAAGGGUGUGUAUUCCAUCCACUUGCAAAUCCGGAUUUAGCUGUUGAAAGCCAGUGCUAGAAUCCAGAUCUACUGGACUGGGUGGCUUCUGUAACUACUGAUGCUGAUAUAUAUUUAUAGCCUGGUCAUCAUCACAUAGCUUAAUCCCGCAGUGGGGAACAACUAAAUAAAAACAAUAGCAAAUAUAUACACAGAAAAAAGUUAUGAGUCCAUAAAAAUCUAUUAAGUAACACACAAAUUAACAACUCAGUCAGGAAAACAGCCCUGAGAAUUAUUAUGAUUCAGAGUCUUCUCAGUAAAAGAUAUUUAGUGCUGUAGGCAGGCCUUGUGUGAGAAUUUUGACCCACAGCUGUUGGAGCUGCAGCAAGGCUCUCCAACUAGGUUGUAGGAUGGCUGCUUUUCUUUUUUACAGAAAAAUGGUUCCUGCAAUAUGUUUGAAGUAAUAUAACCAGUAAGAAGGGUGGAUGUUGGGCAGCACUGCCUAUCAUCUUGUGAAAUGUUUGUAUCUGUAAAAUGACCAGGUGGAACAAGGAACUUCUUUUAAUAGUUGCAAAGAAGGGGAAGUUCAGGUGCAGCUCAUUGUGACUUAGGCUGUGGGGAAACUGCCCUUGCUGAUGCUUUCGGUUCUACAAAAAAGUUAAAUGUUCAGUUCCCUCUCUGUUCUGAGCAUUGACUUUUUUGGGUGUUCUUCUGGCUCUCUGGAAUUAGUACUUGCUUUGUCUGGUAGGGAUGUCCACAUUGUUGCAUCAUAUAGACAGUUUGCUUCAGUUUACUAAUAGAACACAAAUCAUGCUAUGGGCAGAAAGGUGAAGGCCAAAUUGGGUGUCCAUUUCACAAUCUCUGCACCUACCAUGAGUUUACCUUCAGCACUUCAAUUUGCUAGCAGAGAUAGUUUUUUCUUGAAUCAGUUUUUUAAAGGUGCCAUAAAUAACUCAUGAGAGAAAAUUCUAUCCCUUUUCUUAAUGCAAGAGCCAAAACUGAUAUAAUUUGCAAUAUUUUUAUUGAAAAAUACAACUUCUAGUGACAAUCACAUGUCUGAAACACUAAUUUAAUUAGUGGGUGCUUUCAUGUGAUCUCUUUGUACUCCAUGUGAUUGCUUAAGUUUCUUGAACGGGCUUCAUGUGAGCUUGGUCUUAAAGACAACUGGGAAUCUGAAAUUUGACAUCAAAGCCUGUGUUUGCCACACUGUAGCUUUGACAUCUCUUUGGUCUGUUUAAACAGAUAUGUGCUGUGACAUCCUUCUGCUGGUAAUUGGACUAAACAAACAAAAAAAAUUUCCUCCCACGUGCGAACUAUUGCAAUGCACAUUUGACUGUGUGUAUGCCUGCAGUUGUUGAACUAGAAGAACAUUUGACACAAAUUUUCACAAUCUCAGAAGCACCCUUUUUAGCUGUUCAUGGUUAUGGAAGUUGUGACUGUUUUGUGUGUGCACAGUCUGGUUAUCAGUGAACUUUUCCAAUAAGCAUAUUGUUUGUUUAAACCAUCUCUAUCCUGCCUUUCUAAAUGUGCCCAGGCAUAAAAUACAUCCCAGAGCAAAUAAGUACAAACAAAAUAACUGUAGAAAACAGUUUCUACUUUCACUCUUGCCAACCCAUUUCCUUGUCCUCACUAGCUAAAGCACUUGGGUAAUUCCCUUAAUGAGGCAAAGGAAGCUGCGAAACUUGAGCAGCUACUGAAAGCGCACUGCCCCUCAUUCCAGCCAGCGUUACCUGAACAGCCUUGUCUUAGCAGGCAGAUAAGUGUAUUUGAGGAGAUGUGAUCUCUGAGAUGCAUGUGACUUCUGACUGCCAUUGAGCUCCUUGUUUCGGGUUCAUAAGCUCACUGGCAGCUUGUACAAAUUUAUAUGCCACCACUUGCCCAAGGCCACCAACAGUUGAGUUGCAGCUUCUGCGCAAUCUUUGGGAGUGGUAUCAUGUAAGAAUGAAUUAUGCAACUGACAUAUUCUAACCUAGUAUUUAUCAGUAGGGAGAAGUCAUUGGAAGCAAGCCUCACAUUGCCCUAGCUGGGGAGGACCCAUGAGCAGCAUGCAAGUGGCCAAGAAGGAACUGCAACUGUUGCCAUUUAGAGAAAAUAAUGAGAACUGGUCCUUUAUAUUUUAAAUAAAACAGUUAAACCAAUUGUUUAAAUGAGUAAUGCAUUAAAUUAAACUACAUUCAUAAUUAGAAAGGGAUACAGUGGUACCUCGGGUUACAGACCCUUCAGGUUACAGACUCCACUAACCCAGAAAUAGUACCUUGGGUUAAGAACUUUGCUUCAGGAUGAGAACAGAAAUCAUGCGGCGGCAGCGGGAGGCCCCAUUAGCUAAAAUGGUGCUUCAGGUUAAGAACAGUUUCGGGUUAAGAACGGCCCUCCAGAACGAAUUAAGUUCUUAACCCGAGGUACCACUGUAAUUAGAAAUUCUGAUGUUUAUCUUACUUUGAAAGUUUCUAGAGCAGUGGUUCUUAACCUUGUUAGCGUCAUGGGUCCCUUUGAGAAUCUGAUGAAAGCUAUUGACCCCCUCCCCAGUAAAAUGCACAUAAACAUAUAUACACAAACUUUUGCAUCAAGCUUGCUCCCCCCCCACUUUUUUUCUUUUUUUCUUCUUCUUCUUCUUCUUUUUUUUUGCUCCUAGUUCAUUGACCCUGUGAAGCCCAUCCAUGAACCACAGGUUAAGAACCACGAAUGAAUGAAUGAAUGAAUGAAUUGAUUUCAGUCACUGACCACAGUGAGUUAAGAACCCUGCACUAAAAUGAACCUAAAUCCGGAUAUUAACUUUUUAAUUACUUAGGUUUUUGCUGUUAGAUCUGGUGGAGCUACUGGGGUCGUAGUUAAAGGCUUGGAAGACCGUAAUCCCAUCUCAUUCAGGUAAGUGUGCUCUAAAACAGGUUUGCUGUUUAAAAUGGCCAUAAAUUAUCUCCUCUGACAAUUUAUUGUUUUAUAGAAUGGAAGACAAAGGGGAAGUGAAGUGCAUCAAAUUUUCUUUGGGCAACAAGAUAUUGGCUGUCCAGAGAACAUCAAAGAAUGUGGUAAGAAAUUGCAAGUUUAAAAAAAUACAUAGCUCAGAUAGUCAAGCACACUGAAAUCGAGGCUAAUAGAGUAGCUGAUAAUGUUAAUACAGUCACUGUGGCUUAGAAGUACAGUGGUAGCUUGGUUUACGAACUUAAUCCGUUCCGGAAGUCCGUUCUUAAACCAAAACUGUUCUUAAACCAAGGUGCGCUUUCCCUAAUGAGGCCUCCCACCGUCAAUGCUCUUCCACCGUUCGGAUUCUGUUCUUAGACUGAGGUAAAGUUCUCAAACCAAGACACUAUUUCUGGUUUUGCUGAGUUUGUAAACCAAAUCUUUCUUAAACCGAGGUACCACUGUAAUUAGGGAAAGGAAGAUUAAAGAAACUUGAUUGAAUCGAUCCUCUUGGGUUUUAUUUCUUUAUUCUAUUCAAACCUCUGUCUAGGGGCAUGUGGGAGUGUUUAUAGCCAUUUCUUUUGUCCUUGGUGGCUGAUGUCUUGUAAUGGGUUCUCUGCAGGGUUUUUUUUUCUUUUAUUUUGUUUUAAUAUAUUUACUAAUAGCUUACCCUGAGUGCAACUGCAGCUCUGGAGGCAAGAGCUUUGGAUCUGAAUUAUGACAGUAUUAUGAUUCACCAUUACAUUUGUCUGUAAAUAAUUUUCUCCUUUACAUUUCUGCAGUGUCUUGAACAGUAUUGCAUUCCAUGGCCAAUUAAAGUUUAGGGAGCAUUUAGGUGGAAAGUAGGAUAUUAAAACAGAAAAGAAGCUCUUAGAUGUCUGUCUUAAUUUACGAAGAAGAGAAAUUCAAGUAUAUUAAUAGGCUUACUCUAUGCAGUUAGGUGUGCCUAAGCCAUGGCUGGGCAAACUAAGGCCCAGGGGCCGGAUCCAGCCCAAUCUCCUUCUCAAUCCGGCCCAUGGAUGGUCCGGGAAUCAGUUUGUUUUUACAUGAGUAGAAUGUGUCCUUUUAUUUAAAAUGCAUCUCUGGGUUAUUUGUGGGGCACAGGAAUUCGUUCAUAUAUUUUUUUUUUCAAAAUAUAGUCCGGCCCCCCACAAGGUCUGAGGGACAGUGAACUGGCCCCCUGCUGAAAAAGUUUGCUGACCCCUGGCUAAGCCAAUUAAAAUCAGUGAGCUUAGAUGUACCUAACACUGUGUGGUUUCAGCCUAUGUGUUUCUUAAUUGCUGCUUUUCUUGUUGUUCCAGGACUUUCUGAACUUCAUUCCAGACUUCCCACAGAUAGAAUAUACUCAAGAAUGCAAGGUACAUUUAAACAAAUACUGUUAACUUAGUUAAACUAAGUUAAAUCUUUAAAAUAUUGUAACCUCCAUUAACCUUCAGUUUGCUGGUUCAUAAAAAAAGUUUCAAAAUGCAAAAUGGAGUCAUCUCACUUUUAUUAUUGUAGUUCUUCAGAAUGCUUUAGGUUCUAGUUGCCCACCAUCACCAGUAUUCUUGCCUUUAAAAAUAAUGUUGACCAUCAGCAAGGUUUAGCCAGUAGCUCUCAUUUUACAGUGAUGAACAUUGGGAGGUGAGGAAGAGAAAGCUUGUUCAUUUAAGUGAAUCAGAUUUCAUAGUUUGAAGUAUUAAAAUCCCCAAAUCCGUUCUUGAACAAGCAGUAGAAAGUGACAAAGAAGUCCCAAGCAUAUAUAAUGAACAGUCCUCUUUCAAGAGGCAGAGCCCUUCUGCUUUUUUAGGAACCUCUCUUGCUUAUAAUCAAUUUUGAAAAGUACUCAGCCACUUCAUGAGAUUGCAGUGCAGAUAAUGUACCCUUGAAGUGCAGUUUCUCUUCCCAUUUAGUUAGUCUUGCAAUCUGUUCUGAAGCAUUUAUUCAAUGGAAGCCCGUGAAAAAAUUUCAGUUAUCCUAUCUUGAAAAAGCUAGCUCACUGUGCUGAUGUUCAUAGUGAUAUGAAUCAAUUCUUCCCAUAUUUCUCCAAAAUCCAGUUUUGUAAUUUACCUGCUUGAGUGGAUUCAGGAAACCACUAAUCCUGUGCAAACCGCUAUGCUAGCUCAUGCUGUCCCAUGUCCCUUCAUCACGUGUUCCUGAAUGCAUGGAGAGGGUAGUCUGAAUUGUGCUUGUGUACAUGCAAUUUUAUUUCAUAGAACCUACAUCCAUGUGAGAAAUUCUAAUUAUUUGAAGCAGCUUUUAGAGUCAUUGUGAAAGAGUCCAAUACAGCAGCUUUCUGUUGUUGGUGUUGUUGAUGAAUUUCCUCACCUUUCUGCAAAAGUACACAAGUUGUGUCAUAAGACAGACUAUUCUGUAAUUCUGGUGUCUCUGACACAUGGCUGACCAACUUUUCCUGAAAACCUCAAGACUGCUUGUAGGUGUUUUCUAAUGCUCUAGUCAGUCUUUUGUAGUUUAAGCCUAUUGCUUCUUGUGUGAUCCUUAGUGGGCAGUGUGAAUAGCAUGCAACAAACAUUCUCCCGUUAUUUUUUAUAUUUCUUAAACCUAGUAACUGAUGCAGAGUAUUUCAAUCCCCUGGCAACUCAGGGGAUUAGAAUUAAUUCAGAUUAAUUUUGCUUUGUCCAUUUUUCACCAUGCUUCUAGUCAUUUGGAAUGGAGCAUUAUGAGUAACAUCUAGCACAGAUAGUUACAGAUACAAGUAACAGAUACAACAUAAUGAUUCACAUGACUGACAUUGGAUGCCUUUGCUUAACAUGUGUGGAGUUGCAUUUUUUCGUGAGAGGGUGAUGAGAUAGCCAUGUUAUCAGAUGACCUGUUUUACAGUAUAACUGCUACAAAUCUUCACUGAAUAUUUCAGUUGCAUUUGAAAGCUUAAUGUUGCAAUGAACUUAGUAGAAUUUGCUCUGAGUAUGCAUGCAUAGGAUGAGAUUCUAAGUUUAGUUUCAUAUUUCUUUAUUAUAAACUAAGCUUUAGGAUGAUUGACAAGGGUAUGUGAUAAUAUAAUACUUGUAUUUGCAUAGUGACAAAUUUGCAGAAUGUACUGUAUAUGAUAAAAUAUUGUCAAUGAGGAUUCAUAUUUGCUUGGAAGCUUUACUUGCACAUCACAAGCACUUGUGACACUCUUGAACGCGGGGGACUCCUUUCUAGAUUAACAGCUGGAACUGAAACAUGUAAACUAGAACAGGAGACCCAUGAUAAUUCUGCCUUAAAUGAACUUGUAUGCAUAUUCGCCUAUUUCAACUGAAUGUUGUUUGCUGUUAAAGACCAAGAAUGCCAACAUUUUAGGAUUCUGCUGGACAGGCUCUGCAGAAAUUGUCUUCAUAACAGAUCAGGGAAUUGAAUUUUAUCAGGUAAGAAAAACAAUCUGAUCUCUUUUUUUAAAGUAUGUUACGUUGUUCUGCCAUAUUUGCUCUGCUUUAAAGGCCAAGUGACAUUUCAGUGCCAGAUGAACUAAAUCCUGUAAUUUUGUGUUUGGCUUUUGAAAUUUAAUUUUUCCUUUCCACACUUAAGUAAACCCAUAUUGGUGAAGAAGGAAAUGAAUAUUCUAAUACAAUACUGCAGGAAAGAUCUAUCAGCAGUGCUCCUAAUUCUAAGCAGUUAGUGGGACCACAGGAAGGGCCCGUCCCUCCAGAUCGCAAGGCUUGAGGUGAUGGAUGUUGGGAGAGGCUCUCCUUAAAGUAUUUGUGUCAGGGCUUUAUAUCAUAAUGUCAGUACGUCUAAUUGGCCUCAGUAGCGUAUAGGGAGCCAGUGCAGCUGCUUCAAGAAUCAGUGUUACCUGAUUCCACUUUGAUACACACCUGACAUCUGAAGGCAGCCCUGUUUAGGGAAGUUUUUAAUGUUUGAUGCUGUGUAUUGUGUUUUUAAUAUUCGGUUGGAAGCCGCCUAGAGUGGCUGGGGAAACCCAGCCAGAUGGGCGGGGUAUAAAUGAAUUAUUGUUGUUGUUGUUGUUGUCAUUAAUAAUAACAAUAAUAAUAAUAAUAAUAUCACACAACUCAGAAGUUUUGACAACCAAAUUCUGCACAUGCCGUCUGCCCACCUAGAGCAAAUUUAAAUAUUUCUUAGGAUUAGCAACUGUAAAAUAUAUUGCAUUUCUGGAAAUAUACUGGAAUUUGUUUGUGUCUUCAGGUGUUACCAGAGAAGCGAACUUUAAAACUUUUGAAGAGUCAGAAUAUCAACGUAAACUGGUACAUGUACUGUCCUGAGAGUUCCGUAAUUCUUCUGUCUACCACAGUUCUUGGAAAUGUUCUACAGCCAUUCUAUUUUAAGGUAAUAGUAGUAUUCGAGUGUCCAGUGUUAUCAUCCACAUUGCUUUAAUUAGCUGCUCAGAGAGCUUUUUAAAAAUAUGCUGCGUUUCACUACAUUCCCUUGCCUUUCAUUUCCUCCCAAAUGUACACACCUUUCCUACUUCUUUGGUUUUAAGCUUGGCUAUGUUUUAUAUGGCACGUGGAGGUGCUGUUUGUAUGCUCUGGUCAGCAAAUGCUUUAUCUGGAAGACAGUUUUGUGAGGAGGGUGUGUGUGUGCUGGAACUUGGAAGCAUCAUGGAGCUGCAGCAAAUCUCUACUUCUUUUCAUAUAUCUACCAUCUGUCCCCAGAAUUUAUGAAAAACCCACCUUCUAUUCAGCACCUGCUUUGACCUGUAGAUUUUUUUUAUGUUGUCAAGAUUUCAAAGGAAAAGUCUCCAGUAAAAUAUGUCAGUCAUAAUGUAUAACUUUUGUUUUAACCCCAUGACUUAAUUUCAUUUUCCCCAAAGAUGAGGUUUUUGAAAGUUGAUUUAGUAGUGCAGGUUACAGCUGCAAAUUAAUUUUGAGAACAGAGUAUAAGGGGGGGAGGGCAGAUUCAGAGCCAGCAGAAUAUUUUUAGAUGACAAAGUACCGUGGACAUUUUCUAGCUUCGGUUUGUGCUUGCUUACUUAAUAGUUAAUGUUGGAAUAUUAAGUAGCGAAAUGGAUGCCUCGGAUAGGUUAGUUAUUUAAUGAACAGUUCACUCAAUUGUAAACCUAUUUUUGUGGAUCAUUAAAAUCAACAAGUGUAUUAAGUUGCAAAUUUAGAAUUGCAAGUUUCAAACUUCAUUUUACUGCUUGGUACUGGGCACGCUCAAGUUUCUGCGAGAAAAUAUUGUAGGCUGGGAUAAUUUUUAUGAAAACCAUAAGAGGAACCACAUAGAAUUAGAAUUAUAUGCAACCUUUUCAACAUGCUUUCUUCUAGGGUGGAACUAUGUCAAAGCUGUCCAAGUUUGAAAUUGAAUUACUUGCAGCUCCAAAGGCAUCCAAACUCAGUCUUUCUGAAAGAGAUAUUGCUAUGGCUACAAUGUAAGUAUUAUUGUGGGUUUUUUCCCCUCCCUUUAGAUUUAUGUCCUAAAAUAUGUGGACACGUUGCCCUUAAUAUCUCUUCCUUUUUUUCUUUCUUACUAAGCAAUUGGUUUGCUCUACAGUUCUGUUUCCUAAGAGAGGAUGUGAAAUAGCUACAGAUAACAGCCACUUUCUAAGUCCAUUUAUUUCAGUGAACAAAGGAAAGAAGAAACUUAAAAUGUACACAGCAGAGCAAGUUACUGAAGCCUAGUUUGUUUUGAAUUCAAAGAGUCCCCUCUUGAACACCUUAAAAUUGAUUUUUCCCCCCUAAAAGGAACUGCUUGAGACAGGCAAAGACCCUGACCCAGUCCUCCCUAUAUUCACUAUAUUCUCUUUAUUUGGUUACUACAAGAGUGCAUUUCAUCUUUUCAGCCCAGAAUCUUUAAAUUCCCCUUUCCUUUCAGCUUGAAAAAUACUGGUCCUUUCUGUGCAGCUUUGAAGUCGCACCUAUCCUUAGUUCCAUGGAUUGGCACCUUUUAAAAAUUAACUCUGUAUUAAUUUCAGUGCAAGGAAACUUUAAGUCUUCCCCAAAGGAAAUAAUGAUUCUACUGUGAUGGGUUCCACUUAUGGAAUUGUAGCCUUUAUUUAGAAGCAUUAUCAAUAUACAGUAUUGUAAAUUAUAAUGGCUGUCAAGAGAGACCUUAGAAAUCCAUCCAUACCCUUUUCUUUGAAAUUUACUCAUGAGUUCAUACAAAAUAGAAUAAUUUUAUCUCCUUAGAUAUGGGCAACUUUAUGUUCUGUACUUGAGACACCACUCACGGACAUCCAACAGCACGGGAGCUGAAGUAGUUCUUUAUCACUUACCAAGGCAAGUUUGUCUGUUAUUUAUAAUUUUGAUUCGAUUGUUAAGAUUAAAGAAUUAUAAAAUAAUAAUAAAAUCAAUGCUUUUGAUGAUAAUAUGCUCUCUGUCUCUCCAUGCUUAAAUCUACCACAGAGAAGGCUCCUGCAAGAAGUUGCAUAUAUUGAAGUUAUACAGGACUGGCAAGUUUGCACUAAAUGUUGUGGACAACUUGGUGGUAGUUCAUCAUCAGGAUACUGAGGUACUAUUUCUCCCUGUGGUUUUAUUUCUCAUAUUAAACAUUAACAGGUGGAGCCUUCCAUUUUAUCUUCCUUUGCCCGCUUGUGCUUCAGAUUGUUAAGAUCAUUCAUUAUAUACAAGAAUAAAGUUAUGUGAAAGUUGUAGCUGUGUAGGGCACGACAAAUCUUUUAAGAACAUCGAAAGAGCCUGCUGGAUCAAGGCCAUGGUCCUUCUAGUCCAGCAUCCUGUUCUGACAGUGGCCAACCAGAUGCCUGUGAGAAAGCAGCAAACAAGAGCACCCAGCCCUCAACCCUCCUGUGCUUUCCAGGAACUGGUGUUCAAAACCAUUACUGCCUCCAAUUGUGAAGACAGAGCAUAGCCAUUAUGGCUAGUAGCCCCCAAUAGCCCUUUGGUGAGAUCUAGAUACCUUCAUGUGCAAAAAGAAUUCCACUAGCACAACAGAACUUCCGCUGUUCCGGAGGCUCCGCCCCGCCUUUGCUACUCCAGUGCUCGAUGGCUGUUGAUAGUCUAGGAACAAAGCCCACUACCAUGUGUCAUUAGGGGAUUAUUUUAAAAAUCAAUGUGUGUAAUUAGUUAUCAUAUCGUAGAAGGAUGGAGGAGGAUGGAAGAGAAGUAAAUCAGUAACUUCAUAUUGUGGUGUGAUGAAACUGGGGAGAAGUCCUGUUAAACCAAGAGAACACGAGGAGUGGGGAAAGGAGAGGCAAAAGGGAGCCUGCAUGCGAAAUAGCUGUGCUCAGUGUUUGGGGGAAAUUGGUGAAUGAGAUUGUAUGCAUGUUGACCUAUUACGAGUAUAACUUCACAUGUGAAUUUAGGCAAAAGACAGCUGGUUACUGGCAGCACUGCGAGUGAUUUUGCUAGGGUGGAUAAAUGGGCAAGUUGUAAUUCUGACAUGCAUCUUAAGUAUGUGCCUGUGGUCUGAUUGUAAAUGGGCUGUAUGUGAGUUUUGGCUUUGGUCCCACUCUCUGUUAGCAGUUGGCCCUUGAAGGUCCUCCACACCUCAUAUCAGAAGUCUGACAAGGCUACUCCACCAUUUUUGCACUUUUUCAUAUACGUAGAACUAGUUUUGAUGUGCAUCACAAGGGAACUUAUUUCUUUUUGUCAAUUUUAGACCUCUAUUAUAUUUGAUAUCAGACUCAAAGGAGAAUCUGAUGGCACAGUUACCCUUCACCAGCUUGUACUUCCAGCUCGAUCUAUACAACCCUAUCAGAUUCCUGUGGCAGGUAGGGGUCUUUUGUUUUCUGUUUAACUAGCUUGGAAAUCUAGUUGGUACAGAGAUCUAAAGAAAGAGAUACUGGAAAAUGUAACAUUUGACUGUGCAUCUAUCACUUGGGUUUCCAUUUUAUUUAAUAACUAAGGAAUAAUACUGUUUAACUUCUGCUAAAUGUUUCAAAUAUCUUGUUCACGGGAAGAAACAGUAUCAUCUCUAGGCUGUUGGCUGUCAUUGCCUGGAGAGAGCUAGCAGGUCCCCUGGCCAGGGGGAAGCUUCCCCUUCUUGUGUUUGCCCCCCCCCCCCAAUGAUUGCAGCUUUUAAGCAGCCUGUGCCUCUACACCAGAGUAGUCUUCAGCUCCAUGUGAAACACUGUGAAAAUUUCAUGUUCAUAUGUCAAUUUGAACGGGAUUUGGAAGAUGAAGACUGGCUAGAGUCUUUGCUUCCUGAUCCUUAUACAAGGAUGGAUGGAAAUUUGAGUGAGCUGUAUGAAAAUGUACUGAGAAGCCCCUUGUUGGUCACUCCCCCACCAUGUGCCUCCACCCACAGUGCGUUUAGCCGAAGUAUCAAGGGAAAGUGUGAAGACCACGUGCUGGGAGCUUUAAACCACCUGGCAAAUAACCUUCUCCAUCCUGUGUCAUCUGGGUGUCUGUUUCUGCCCAUAUGCAAGCCAUGUCUCUGCAGGCUAAGUUCUGACAUUUGGGUCACAACAUGGUACACAGAAGAUGAGCAGUGGUGCUGCUCCUUAACCAUCAUUUCAUGGGCACUUUCUCCAGAUUCCACCCAGAACGCUAAAUAUGCCUAUAGCUCUAAAAAAAAAAAAAAAAAUCCCUUGAGGGAAGGUAUUGGGGACCCUGUGCAACAAAUAGUCAACCUCUGUGUUUGCUAUAAAGGAUUUAGUACUGUAGCUGAUUCAUCAGUAAAUGCUAAUAAGCAAUCUUUUUAUUUUAUCUAUUUUUUAUAUGAAUUUGUUGUUUUAAAUGUUACAAUAAGCUCUGGGCCUAAUCCUCCUAGACCAUAGCCUUAACUCCUCAAGGUAUCUUGAUAUGGAAUAUAUUUCUACUGUGAAUCUUCAUCAAAACAAAUUAAUCUCUUCAGGAUCAUGAGUAAUUGAUACAAUCUCUUUCUCCGUGUGCAGGUCCAGCUUCUGUAACCAGUCAGUUCCCAGUUCCCUGUAAACUCUGUAUCCUUCAACAGUUUGUGUUUUGUUCUGAAACUGAACCCCAGAUCUUUUCUCUCUCUUGUGUGAUAAACAUGUUGCUUUUUAUAUCUGGAGGGAGCAGAAUUGAAAAAUAUUGCAAUAGAAAUAUGCAUUGAAUCUUUGAAGAAUAUAGAGUAGCACUAUUUGGCAUGCAACACAGUCCUAUGCAACUUUACUUGGGCAUUCAGUUGGGUUUAUGCCCAGUUAAGUGUGCUCAGUCUUAUUUCCAUAGCCUUAUGACUCAAGAACUUUAUCAUGUGAUAGGGCUUGGAGGGUGGUUGGCGUGCCAGGAUUAAGCUUGCACAUCUCCCUUUUGUAUAUUAAGUUAGUCACAUAACUGUUUGGAUCCAGCUCAUAAAGUGACUUUGUUUUUGCCCCCCCCCUUUAUCAUAUAUUUAUUUCUAAUAAAACAUAACCAAAUAUAAUAUAUGCCAAAGAAAAUAGAAUAAAAAUAGAGUAAUGGGAUAUCUAGAGCUGAGCAUACAGGAAAAGAUUUAUAUAUAUACAAACACACAAGCAUAACAAAUUAAUGUCACAAAAUUCAGAGUAGCACAAAUGGGUUUACUUUCUUCUGUACCUUAUUAUUCAAGUACAUUAAGAAAUGGCUCCAUUUCUCAAUGAAGAUAUUAUCUAGUUGUCUACCCUCUCUUCGUAUAUGUCAACCUAACCAUACAUACUGUUUUUCAGAUUUUGUUAGUCAUUCUCUCAUGGAUAGUGUUCUUAUUUCCCCCCCAAUUUUGACAAAUAGCAAUCCUAAUAGUAAUAGUAAUUUUGGCAGCAUUUAAGAGGUGCCAUGAAGUGACUUUGUAGACAGGGGACCUUAUAGAGACUCUACGGCCAAUACACUUCUGUGGAGUUUUGUUUAACAUUUAGAUUCUUCAUCCUGGAUUGUCUUUCAGCCUGAUAUUAUCAUCAGUGCGAGCGAAGGUAUGUCUGAAGCUGUCAGAGCUCUUCAGUUUUAAUCAGUUUGUGUAAUUACAAUGCUAUCUUUUUUAAAACAAAACAAAACACCAAGUAUGUUCUAUCCUGAUAUUUAAGAUAUUAAAAAACUACACUCAAGUGGGUUGGUGGAAUAUCUGACUCAAUGAAGAACUAGUUAUGAAUCAGUAACUUCUAAUGUAGUAUAGUAUCAUAAUGUGGUUGUAAGGGAAUGUUUUGGUCAGAUGUUGGAGUUUGUUUGUACAGGCAUUAUAUAAGGACAAAGAUGCUAUAUGUAAAGUCUGGCUUGGAAGCGGUUCAUAUUACCGUUGUAAGUUUAGAUUCCUUUUGAAAAAGAAUUUGCUAUUGGUUGUUUUUUCCCCCCCAGGUUACCUCUGGAAUCUGCAGGUGAAACUGGAGCCUAUAGUAAAUCUCUUACCAGACAAAGGAAAACUAAUGGACUUUCUUCUUCAGAGAAAAGAUUGCAAGAUGGUUAUUCUUGCUGUGUGUUCUCAGAGUAAGAUUUUGCUUCCAGUUUCCAGGAGCUGUUCUUUUGAAAAACUUUGGAAGAAGUUAAUUCUAAAAUCACUCUCUUGCAUACUAUGCCAUCCCCAUAUUAAGUACCUAAAGUAUCACUGGCCUCUAGUUAGCAUAAGAAAAUUUAAGGGUAACUAUAUUAUGGUGAUUACCAGCUAGUUUAUUGUAGUAUGAAAUGUGGUUCGGAGCGAUGCAUAAAUACAGAUACUAAUUUUCAGAGGUAUUUGCAGAAUUUAAUAUGCCAGUGUUCCUUGCCACUAAUUUCGUCGUGUGUGUUUUUUGUUGCAGUGUUAAGUGAACCAGACGGAGGAUCAUUGAGUGUGGUUGCUACCGUUUUUGACAAACUCAAUCAUGAAUAUAAGAAAUACUUGGAAGCAGAGCAGACUUACAAUAUGGCAAGUUAUGAACAUCAUUUUCUUUGCCACAUGCCUUGUAUAUACUGUUUCUGAUUAGCAAUAAUCUUUGAUCACGGAUUUGACAGUGUUCAAAUCUGUAAUUCCUUGCACAAUGAAAAGUAGAUUCUAUAAUACACACACACACACACACACACACACACACGUAACUAAUGCUCAAAUAUGAUCACUGCAAUCCCUAAAAAAGGAACUAGUUAAUUUUUAAUUGGGGGGGGGGGAAUAAUUCCACACCAAAGCCCACUAAAUAUGUGAAGCUGAAUGUUGGAAGAUUCAGGACAGAUAAAAUAAUGUACUUCUCCAGGCAGUGCAUAGUUAGGCUUUGGAACAUACUCCCAUAGGAGGCUGUGAUGGCCACCAACUUGGAUGGCUUUAAAAGAAGAUUAGACAAAUUCAUGGAAGAUAAGGCUAUCAUUGGCUGUUACCCAUAAUGACUAUGCUCUGCCUCCACAGUUGGAGACAGUAUGUAUCUGAGUACCUGUUGCUGGAAUCUGCAGGAGGGGAAAGUGCUUUUGUGCUCGGGUCCUGCUUACGGGCUUCCCAUGGACAUCUGGUUGGCCACUGUGAGAACAGGAUAGCCAUUGGUCUGAUCCAGCAGGCUCUUAAUAUUCUUACGUAUUUGAAGGCAUUGCCAUUUUGAUUAAAAGUUAUAGUUCUGGUUUAAUUCUGAUCUUACUUAUUUUGUAUACCUUCCUUUCUUUGAAGAUCACAGGGCAGUUCACUACAUAAAAAUACGUCUUUUGUGUUCUCAUUUUGUAACAAAAAAACAGAAACAAACCAAUAACCCCCCUCCCACAAACACAUUUAAAGGCCAUAGAUGGUUUAAUAAGCCAAAAGCUCUGUUAUAGAGAAACAUUUUCACUUGGUGCCUAAAGAUACGUAAUGAAGGCGCCAGGUGAGCCCCCCUUGGGGAAAGCAUUCCACAGACUAGGAGCCACUGCAGAAAAGGCCCGUUCUCGUGUUGCCACCCUCAUGGAGGAGGCACACGAGACAUAAACAUGGAUUUUGGUUAGUCAUUGGAAUCUAUUACCAAGUAAGGCGUGGUAGCUGACUAAGUUUUGAGUAGACUGAUUAAGUUAAUAAACGUUACUUACAUUCAAUAAUUUCAGUGGGUCUACUCAAAUAUGACUUUGUCAAAUACAACCCAAUGUAUCUUGGUGUCGAGGUAUAAAAUUAGUAAGUGUUAUUAGCCCUUCAAUAUAUGUUAUAUCUCAAAAUAUUUUCUGGUAUUUUUCAGGCACUAGAAACUGGGCAGAGCAGAAGCAAUCCACCUCCCAAACGGCCAGUUCGUACCCAGGCAGUUAUUGAUCAGUCAGACAUGUAUACACAUGUUUUGUCUGUUUUUACAGAAAAAAAGGUUGGUUGAUAAAGACACACCAGCAUGCUGAUUUAACUUCAUAGGUCUUCAUAUGUUAGUUCAAAGGGAGGCAAGUAUUAAUCACAGCUGACAGUAACUAAUACUGUUGUGGUAAACAGAAGGUAAUUUGUCAGUUUCUCUGAAGCAGGAAGAAAGUCUGAAUAGCUGUCAAUCAGACACUUUAAACCUGGGGGUUCUUAUGUCCCCCCGCCACAUGCUGUCUUCUCCACAUUGCACCAGAUAUAUAUUUUUAUCUGACAGGUGGUCUCCCUAGUGUGUAGUGCUCCUCUUCUGGCUGCUUGUUAUUUCUUACUGAGCUUUUACUGCCCAUGUCCACAUCAUUCCUAAAACGAUAGCCAACCUUUUCACUGGCUGAAGAGCAGAGAGGACUUUUGUACCUGUGUGUUGUAGGUACAAGGACAAAAAUUGAGUCGAUGGAGGCCAUGGGAAGAAAGGCGGAAGCAAGGACUAUGGCUGCAGGUUAGGUGAGAGAGAGGAAGUUGGUUGACAGAGAGAGAGCUUAUUUUCUGGUGCUCAGACCCCACUUCUGCCUUGUUGUACUGCCUCUUGGGCAAGUUACUUACCUUCUAGGCUCACCAGUUUGACUUCUGUAAUGAGUGUUUUGUGACUGAUGAUGGUCAUGAAUGGGACACAUUCCCCCUUGGCAGACAUUUUGUGACACUUUCUCAAAGGUAGAAACGAGUCCACAAACUAAAAAAUUGACUCCUGAUUUAAACAGAUUCUUUAUUGGAGUUGAAGCAUCUCCUUUAGUAAAUUCUCCUUUUCCUGUUUAGGAAGCACCUCACAAGUUCACUAUAGCUGUCCUAAUGGAGUAUAUUCGCUCACUCAACCAAUUCCAGAUAGCUGUUCAGGUAAAAACUUAAAAUGUCUUAUAUAAGAUUAUGAUUCUCUAUGCUGGUUAACUAUUUUUAGACUGCACACUAGUUACCAAUUUUUGAAAUAUUAAAGCUGUUUAUUUAUUAAUUAAAAUGUGCUCAUUCUCCUUAAACAGACAUUCCACAUUCUUUUACAGAACCGUUGGCAUUAGUUUGCAUGUAAUGAUAUAUGAAGUUUUAGAGGCGAUUUGAUGUGACAGAGCAACUUAUAGAUAUCAACUAAGUAUAAAUAUGACAAAUAGCAUUGUGAAGAGUUUGGGCUAGUAAUGAACAGAUGUGUUGGGAUCAAAGCUACAAUUGUACACAUUUUUUUCCUUCUGAAACUCUGGAGUGUUUGCUUAAAUAUUCAGGAUUGGAAAUGAGCCUUUGUAAGUGUGCUAAUUUUGAGCCCUUCUGUUGUCAUCUUUCAGUGUAAGGUUUUUAGUUCACGUGUGAAGAUACAUGCAUCCAUACAGUUGGAGAAAGUCCAGUCGUUUGCCACCACCUCUCAUACACUGCAUUACCCUCCUUCAUAUGGAGAGCUCUGCUCACCCAAUAGUGUUAGGUAGGCUGGAUUAGUCUUAAAGGUAGUAUUGAGUUUCAAGUUGCUUUCAGCUACAGCUCCUUCCAUCCAGGCACUUGAACCUCCAUUUGCUUGUCCAGUCUUCCUGCUCCAAAGGCCACAAAUGCUAUAGGGAACUAUCAACAGGGCAGGCUCAUGAGAAAAUGUCUCAAUUCCCUUUCAACCUCCAGAAAAGAAAAAAGAAAAAUCUGUUUGAGUAUUCUUACACCCAGUAAACCCCUUCCCAACAGAGAAAGUAUGGCGUUGAAAAGAAUUUCGCUCAAGUUGAAGAAAAAUCCAGAAGCAGAGAAGGGGCCAACUUUGCUCUUUUCAGACUUCAUGUCUGUUCCUGCUGCCUUCUUCUCACUGGCCAGCUGGCCAAGAGGUUGAAGUAUGAUGAGCUGCAGCCAAAGAGCUUACUAACCUAUCUGAAGAGUUCAGAGCAGGGCAAGGGGAACCUGUGGCCCUCGUCAUGUGAUUGGACUCAGAGUCCCAUCAGCAUGGCCAGGGAUGAUGGGCAUUUGCAUCUGGAAGGCCACGGGUUCCCCAUCUCUGCUAUACAGACUAGUAGCCUUUAGUUCUACUAAGUUCUAGUAUUGAAUUCAGAAAAUUAUAGUAUUUUUUUUAAAAAACAACACCCUGCAUGUAUAAGUCUAUGUGCCCUUUUUCAGUUAACUUUUCUUGUGUUUCACGCCCUAGAACUAAGGUGAUAAGGUAGUAGUUAAAUACUUGCCUAGUUACUACUGGUUUAAGCAGUCUUUUUCCUUGCCUCCUUAGCAUUAUCUAUAUGAACUCGUUAUCAAAACCCUUGUUCAGCACAACCUAUUCUAUAUGCUUCACCAGUUCCUGCAAUAUCAUGUUCUCAGUGAUUCAAAACCUCUGGUAAGUUAGUUUCUUUUGUCCUUCACCAUACGGCUUUCAUUGCUUCUUGGUUAAUUCUAUGCUGCCCUUUCACCAGACUUUGUAGGUGUAUCUUCAUAGCAGGAAUCUGGACUCUGGCUCACACUAUUUUCAACCAUGCUACUUUUAGGUUUAACACAUAAUUGUGAAGUAUUGAGACACUGUUGAACUUCAUGUUUCAGGCCUGCUUGUUACUGUCAUUAGAGAGCAUUUACCCUCCAGCACAUCAGCUCUCCCUGGAUAUGUUAAAGGUAAGUACACAGAGAAAACUUGUGAUUUCCUUGUCUGCUUAUAUACCAACAAGUAAUCAUAAACAAGUAUAAAUGAUCAGAGGUUGUAAGUAAUGUAAAGAUAUAAUCUUUAUGUCCAGAGUACAGAAAGGAUGAUUUGUCUUACCUGAACAGUAGAUUUAUUAGGUGGAUGAUGAAGUAUUCAGAUUGGGCUGUUCCUUUUGCAUGAGACUCAGAGAAUUGUGGGAGGUAGACCAUUUCCCCUCAGUUUUUCCGACUUGCCAAGCAGGAGCAUCACGACAAAAAUCUAAAACUAAAUUAAACACAAGGCCUACCUCCCCCUGCCUAACACGUGAACAGGAACGAAAGUAAAGAAAGUAAUGUGCAGCAGCAUGGGGGGGAAACCUGCAUGUCAAGAAAACAAACCCCCCAUGAUAAAACUCAGGCAUAUAAUAAAUUAUAAUGUCAUAUAAUGAAUACAGUAAUAAACCCUGCUCAUGAAAAUGAUUCCGCUGCAGACCCACAUAGGGAUGGUUCUGAAUACUUCAUUGUCCACCUAAUACAUCUGCUAUUCAGGUAAGACCAGUCAUCCUAUUUAUUAUGGUGGACGAUGAAGUGUUUGGAUUGGGACAUACCACAGCAAUUCCCAACUGGGCGGGACCCAACUGCAGUUGAGCUAACUAUAGAACCUGAUGAAGAACUGUGCAGCCAAAGGCUGCAUCACUUGAGGCUAAAAGAUCUAGCCUGUAAUGCCUAGUGAAAGUAUUGGCCAAUGCAAAGUAGCUACUUUACAGAUAUCCAGCAGGGAAGCAUUGGCAGCAAAGACCGCCGACAUAGAGGCUGAACUGGUAGAGCGUGGAAAUAUACGUGAUGGAGAAGGUAACUUAAGAGACUCAUAAGCUGACAGUAUGCAAGCACGCCGCCAUCUGGAUAAUGUGGCAGAAGAAACUUUAUUUCCCAGAGAUGAAGUAUGAAAAGACACAAACAAGACACCUGUAGUUCUAAUGUUCUUUUGUACGAUGGAUCUUCAAAGCCCGCCGCACAUCCAAAGAAUGCCCAAGCCUUUUCUUAUGGAUGCUGCGGAUUAGGACAAAACGUUUGAAGCACCAACUCCUGUUGAAUAUGAAAUCUUGAAGGUACUUUUGGUACAAAAGUGGGAUCAGUGCGAAGCACAACCUUGUCUUUGUGGAAAAUACAGAAGUGUUUGGCCAGCGAUAAGGAGGCAAGAAGGGCAUCCUUCAAAAGAAGCAGGCAAGUUCACAUUCAAAACUUCUGAUAAACCGUGACCCAUUGGUGAAAAUGAACUUUGCUCAUUAGACCCUAAUUGGGCAUCAGCAAAACCCUGAAAUUCAGGCUCAGAAUCACAGGACAUGGCUAUGUCAUUUAUAUUGCCAGCAGGUGGCAGUAAAACCUCACUAGAUAACUGAGCCAGGGCUGGGUGGCUGAGUCAUGGAUUGCUCUGAAGGAGGUUUGUUUACAGGCGGUAGACCUUACCAACAACACGGGGGGAGGGGGGAAUGAUGGCCCUUAACACAGAAAGAGUGAUUUGAGUGACUGUGAAAAGUAUUAGAGGACCCUGCUAGGUUUAGCUGCUUCAACUUUUGUUUCACUUUUUUAUGUGGAGAGGCACCCAAGCCUUGCAGAGACUCAUAAGGAUGCCAUCAAAAUUUAGUGGGAGGAAAUUGAGGCACUGAAGCAGACUGCUGAUUCCGUUAUUAUUGCAGGCAAAACAUGUCGCAACAGCCCUUUGCGCCGCUGCAGCAGACAGGAGAAAAAGGAGUUGGAAGCUUAUUUUCUUUGUCCCUCCCUUUCUUUGCAGAAGCAGCGAUUCUUGAAGAAAAGCUGAUGCGCUGAAUAAAGGGUCCAAAAGGACGCUGAGAGUAAGGCGCAGAGUGGCUGGUAGGGAAACAGCGCACAGUCACUGCAGGAGGCAGCCUGUGACGCAAAAAAGUUGAAGGAAAAGGCAACUCAACCGCUGGCAACAGCCAGCAACAAGGAAAAGAGAUCGAAAUUAAGAAAUUAAUGAAAAAAUAGAAGUAAAACACUGAACCUAGAAUAGGGAAACAUGUUUAGCAGGGAGACAAUGGUGCUUUUUUCUUUUUACCUCAGCAGAGGACACAUAAAAGGACUGACACCAAACAGUAACAAAGACAGGCAAAGUUGCCAAUAAACAACUAAGGAAGAGGAAGAUUACUAAGUAACUAAUAAUAACAAAGAAAGUAGUUAAAGAGGACUCAGCUGACUCGCAGUCAACAAAACAUUGAGAGCUGGGAGAGCCAAACUGCUCAGUCCUAGGCAGGAGGGAAAAAAACUGAGGAGAAAUGGGUCUACCUCCCACAAUUCUUUGCUCCUGCCUGAGUGUCUUGCAAGAGGAACAGCCCAAUCUGAACAUUUCAUUGUCCACCAUAAUAAAUGGCAAGAUCAUUCCCCUUGUGUGUUGGAUUUAGGGUUUUCAUUAGUUCAGCAGGCACUAAUUGUAGUCACUUUGCUUUCAGAGACUUUCUACUGCAAAUGAUGAAAUAGUGGAAGUUUUGUUGUCUAAACAUCAGGUACUGGCUGCCUUGAGAUUCAUCAGAGGUAUUGGAGGCCAUGAUAGUAUUUCUGCUCGAAAGUUUCUUGAUGCAGCAAAGCAGACGGAAGAUGAGAUGCUAUUCUAUACCAUAUUCAGGUUCUUUGAGCAGAGAAAUCAGCGAUUGCGUGGAAACCCUAGCUUCACUCCAGGUAAAGUGUCCAUUUGCAAAGUGGGGAGGGAAGUGUGUCAAGAUAAUCCCAGCCAGCCUUUAUCUUUUUAUAGAAAAGUUUAUUAAACAAGAUUGUGUCUUGUAAAUCUUAGUAAGCUGGGAUAGACUCAAGGUUCAGCAAUCUGUUCUUGUACUUUUGGCCACUUACAACCAAUGUUGGUUCCAAAUCUGCUUUACUGGUAAAUAUUUUCAGUGAGCCCGCUUAAGGGAAAAUUGGAAAAACCGCUGUGGUUUAUAGAGUGAAUUUAGGGACUUGGCUAAGCCAUUUAAAUGGAGCUUGGCCACAUUUUAGUGAAUAUUCGUACAAGUUUAUUAAGAUAACUGAACAGUUGAGGUAUUAAUACACAACCUGUGGUAAGUUGCCCCUGCCCCUCCGUAAGCUCUCUAGACCAUACAUUUUUAGAACACACUAGCUUUUUAAGAAGUUUAAAGCACUGAUUUACAGAGUUCAAAUAAAGAUAACCCACCACAAACUGUACUGUUUUGCUCUUAAAAUAUCAUUUCUGCAAUUAAAGGCACUGUGUCUACAUUUUGAAUACUGAUUUGACAGAUUCUUGUAGAAUGUGGAAAAUGACAACUGUAGUAAAGACCAUUUAAUAGAUGGGUAGUGGUUGUGGGGAGCCUGCUGCUAUAUAUGUUUUGGGUUUUAGGGAUUCACUUUUAGUCAGAGUGACAAAAGUGACACCCACCACUUCAUAAGAGUGCAAGUGGAAGGAGGACUUAUUUCGCUGUAGCUGUUUGGCAUCUGAUUACAUUAUACUCAACAUCAACCCCAUUUGAUUUAAUUGUGGCUAACUUGUUUCUUUAUUUUAAUGGAGGUACUCUGAAUAUGACUUAAUUGAAUACUUCCCUUGGCCAGGGAAGAGUAUAGGUGCCUAGAUGCAUGCAUAUAUCACCGUUUUUACCUUGAAAGUCCUCCACACUCAAAUCAUGAAAGGCCUUCUUUCGUGUAUACCAUGGUGUGGAUUUCUUAGUAGCAGGGUUUAAGCAUAACAGUGAUAAAGAACAUAGACAUGCAUCCUUCCCCUCAAUUUGAUUAGGUAUGUCCCAGUGUUUGCGGCAAUACAUUCAGACUAUCAGAUUCCCAUAAGCCUUGUAAUUUCAUAUUGUGACUGAUAUUGCCAAGAAAGUCUCAUGGACAAGUGCUGAAGUUUGGACAAGAGGAGGGUAGAGAAACUAUUCUAGUUCUGGCUGAAGUGGCAUGUUAUUUUGAUUGUGCUGCGAAUCCAGUUUUGUCAUAGUAGUAACUUAGCAUACAACAGCAGUACAUAUUACUUAAACUACUUCCAGUUCAUCAACUCUUGGUACAAGGUUUCAGUGCAUAUUUUUUUUGGAUGUACUACAUGUUAUUGAGCUGGACCAGUGGUCCUGUCUGACAGGUAGUGUGAUCAGUCUAGAAAUCCUCAGGAACUGCAUUCAAAUUAAAUAAAGUACUGGAAGGUAUUUCAGAUUUAAUUCCACAGUCUUUUUUGUCUGUUUUACAGGAGAGCACUGUGAAGAGCAUGUUGUGUUUUUUAAGCAGGUUUUUGGAGACCAAGCGCUAAUGAAGCCUACUGCUUUCUGAAGUAGAAAAGCUAUACAAAAUGUAUAAACUUAAUUUAUUGCAUUUUAUGUACUGAUACUUUUGACCUACAAAAAAUCCUAUUUUAUAAUAAAGUAUAUAUACACACAGACCCUUUGGCAAAUUAUUAAAAUAUUAUUUUUCCACUAAUGGCUCAUUUGUCUCUCCUAAAAAUAGAGCCACAAAUUGCAUUGACCUGCAUUUAAAAAGUAGUGUCAGUGGGUCAGCAAUCUAUUCUCAUACAUGUCACUUUAGAUUUCAUCAGGAACGCAAUUUCAUUGUGUGAAACACUUUCACAAGAAUAAAAACUAGAAUGUAUUAAAUAAUAAUAAUAAUUUAUGAUCCUUCCAAUUUUAGUAACACUGUAACUGAAAUAUGCAGUACUUCCUGAGUCCAAGUUGUUCAGAACUACUGGUCAUCUACUUGGGUAGAUCUCUAAUCUGUCCAGUAAUAGUGGUUUGUAGUUGUGCGACAGUAGUCAUAGAAACUUGCUGAAACUUAUGGUGAAAAGGGCUUCAGGUAGAAUUCAACGAGUCCACUGACCACUUUGUUUAAAAUGGCUAGAAGAAUAAGAGUCUCUCUCUCUCUGUACCUUUGUUUCUCUCUUGUGCUGCACGUGCUUUAGCUUUAUUUACUGAGGGUCCUGUGAAGAAAAAGGAAAAAGUUACCAGUUUGAUAGUGGUUGGUUCUGCAGAGACAGAAGUAGUAUCCCAAAAUCAGUUCGCUUGAAAUAAUUAUUUUCCUUUGAGUGAAGGUGUUCUCAGAUGGGAUGAGAGCUGUCCUUGCAGGCAGAGACUUCUGCAUUUACCCCACCAGUUUUGACUCCUGCCUUCAUGCUGUGGAGUCAUAUCCUACACACUAUGAGCAUAAACAAACCAAUUCAAGACAUCACAUUAAUACAGAAUGAAGCUCAAGCUGCAACCCUUAUGCACCCUCAAGAGUUAAAAUUCCAGGUCAACUUGUACAUAUUGAGCAAGAUCUUACCUAUAUAACUAAGUAGGACGGGAAGAAAUAUUAGACCAUGGGUUGCUCCAAGUAGUACCAUGGCUAGAUACAUCCUGAAGUAGAAGAUCUGGAAAAUCUGGGAUUUGGAAAAGGCAAGCACUACUAUUCCUCCAAAUUUUGUGAGAGUAAUGCCACUGAAAACCUGACAAAGGGGGAAACAGUGUUUAGUUUUAUACAAUGCAUUAAUUGAAACACAACAGGAAAUUGCUACUGUCAUUUAUAAAGCAUUGUUUUUAUUCUAAUUAACUUUAUCUUGCACUCUCAGUAAGUAUGUCACUACAGGCUAUGCUCUGUACCAGCUAUCAGGCCUCCUUGAGAGGGAGAUAGGCAGUGUUAGAAACAGAUAUGAAAGCUAGGAGCUAAAUGGCACCUUAAGCUUAGGUUAUGGGUGCAACAACAAUGUCUAGGUGUGCUUUUUAAAAUAAUAAGAAUACAACACUGAAAAUGAAUGAACUGCUGCUAAAAUAUUAUGUUCAUUUUUCACAUGGUCUAGUUUUCCCACUGCUAAUCCUUAAGGAUAUUCCCCUAAUAUCCAGUCUUCAGAGAGUAGCUGGAAAUGGGGAGGCAGAAAAAGGUCCUUUCCUUCCACUCUGCAGUUUUAAUUUGAAACCUUAGGCCAGAUCUCAGAAACCACUUGUGCUAAUGAAAUUCCUGUCACAAAAUGCACCUAGAACAAUGGGAGUUUUGAACACUGGAGAUAGGAGCAUAUCCUUAAGUGGUUUCUAGUGCCACGACAGAAUAGUUUUCAAAACAAAAUACUUACAGAGCUGCCCAUGUGGGAUAAUGCUUCUUCAGCGCGCUCUGCUCUGGUUGCUUUUGUACUAACAGUGAAUGCUCUUGUCACAUGGCUACAGAAUUCAACAGAGAUACCACAACUCUGGAAAGAAGACAGCAUAGGUUAAGCAGCUUACUGCCACAGAAUACUCCAUUUUCAACAUUCUGGGUUUGAUUUUUUUUUAAAAGGAAGUUUCCUACACUUAUGUACCUUUACUUCCAGCCGGAAUGGGGAACCUUGGGGUCAAAGGCCUAAUAUGGUCCUCCAGGCCUCUUUAUCCAACUUUUAGCAUUAUCCAUAGGCUACACCCUUUAUAUCAGCUCUGCACCUUUCCUGGACUCAUUUUUAAUGUCUUACGAUUCAUUUUAAAUUGUUCUUAUUCAUUGCAUGGUUAAAAAAAAUGUUUUCUGUAUACCACUUAGAAGUUCUGAAUAUUAAGUGGUAUAUAAAUGUCUGAAAUAAAUUGCCUGUCACUAGUAUAUGGAAGUUGUCACGUAAGAGAACAUUCAGCCCUUGAGUAAAAAAGCCUCCUGAGCUAGAAGUAGUUCUCUUGACAUGGAAAAUGACAAUGUAUUUAGGCUAGAGAGCCAUGUCUGUGCUAAAGUAUUUCUUACUCUCUGGCCUACUGAUGAGUGUAGGGCCUGAGCAGCCCCAGGAUGCUUUAAUCAGCUGGCAGGUGAGGCUAGCUGAGAGAAGGAAAAGAGGAGAGAGUGGAAUGGGAGCACCUUAUAUUCUUCAUGUUCUUUCUACUCUGAAAACAAAAGAGGACUGAGGAAGGAAGACACAGCAGAGAAAACAAUGCAGCUGGGAUUAGGCUUCAGUGUCAUUCAGCCCUUCCAAAGUUGAAAAGAGACGAGUUCGUGUUAUUUUGCAAGAAAGUUUUUGGGAGGAGGGGAGAGAACAAAGUAAGAACAGGGACCCUUGGAUUUGAUGCCAACUUCUGUUUUCUAAACCCCUUAGCCAAAGGAUCUGAUAACAUACACUAAAGGGUACACUGCAACAUUUUCCAGUGGGGUGGACCAAGAGCCCUUGUUUUACAAGUUGGUAUCCAGGCUGUUAUUCCUGCAUUGCAGGAGGUUGGACUAGAUGACCCUUGGUGUACCUUCCAACUCUACCGUUCUAUGAUAUUAAAUUUGCCUACGUAACAUAUUACAGUGGAUUUACAGUAUUCUGAACCAGAUUUUUGGUCAACAUGCUUCCCCGUCCAGAUGUUGCUGGACUCCCAACUCCCAUCAGCUCCAGCUAGCCUGGCCAAUUGUCAGGGAGGAAGGUAGUACUAUUUCAGCAACAUCUGAAGGGCACCACAUCGGCUAACGGCACAUAGCAUUUGCCGUUGACGCCAAAAGUUGAGAGAGCAGAUAAAAAAAAGAUGAGGGUGAACUUACCAUGACAAGAUUAACCAAUGAAACUGCAUUCAGGCUGAUGCCCCAGAGCCACAUGACUCCAAACAUGUUGACCAGGAUCAUAGCAAUGGUAAGGGUAACAACAAUGGCAGCCCACACUUCAAAACCAAGCAGCACCAUUGUUACUAAGAAUAUUGAUCCAAGGGAAAUACUGAGGUUAAAGACGGUGUCUUUUACAAUAGUGAGAUAUUGUUCGUAGAAAACAUAGAACACACUAUAUAAAGAAAACAGAAAAUGUUCACAUUGGUAACAGAUUAACAGAAUAAGUCUUUUGAAUGCUUGGCUACUUUGCUAUCUUAAUUCUAAAUUAUUAAUUUCGUCUCGUUCUCAAAAGAGAAUGCCACUUUCAGAUUUUUCAAAAAGUUUGGCAGAGGAAAUAGGAUUAAUCUAGACAUUUUAAAAAGCCAGGAUGCAGAGAGUAGUCAUGCUCUCGCUUAUAGAGUUUAAUUUUAACCUAUGUAUGUUCUCUAUCACUAUAUGUCUAUAUUUCUGGUCUGUGACUGUAAUAAAUCCAUUCAUUCAUUCAUUC
Messenger RNA from Podarcis lilfordi (Lilford's wall lizard), 27256 nucleotides. The record is from the annotation of a GenBank genome assembly. NCBI's taxonomy places the organism in Eukaryota, Metazoa, Chordata, Lepidosauria, Squamata, Lacertidae.